Pelobates cultripes (western spadefoot toad) is the source of this 1815-nucleotide messenger RNA. Lineage: Eukaryota; Metazoa; Chordata; Amphibia; Anura; Pelobatidae. The record is from the annotation of a GenBank genome assembly.
AUGAAAGGUGAUGGCUUUGUGGUAAGUGUAAGUCCUUCUGAAAAGAAGAGCCGCAAGAAUGCCAAAACACUGAUUCAAAAUGCGAAGACGAUUAUAAGAAAAAUCAAAAGGAAUGUUGUAAAAAAACUUGAAAUUUAUGGAAAUAAAACAUUAUGUGUUCAGAUGAAGGUAAACAAACGGCAUAUCAGGUGCCAGAAGAAACCAUGUGUUCCUCAAAAAGAACAACCUGUGUCUGGUAUAACCAUACAGGACUCAUGUGGUGCUUCAAUCAAUCAAGGAGUCACUACUUCCAAUACCGUGGAAUUAGACACAAGAGAUCAUCUGAGAGGAUGUUCUCUGAAUCCUAAGAAACAAAAAGCAAAGAAAACUUUGAGAAUCACAAAUAUUGACAAGGAAAUAUUACAUCAAAUUGCUGCUCAUAACAAAAAAGAGGUUCUACAUAAGAGCGAAACAACUUUAUUGCAAGAAUUAUAUCAGCCAAUUGUCCCAGAUAAAGUGGGUGAAUCAACUUUUCCACAAAACGUAAAUGAACCAACCGUGCCAGAUGAAGUGGGUGAAUCAACAUUUCCACAAAAUGGAAAUGAACUAACCGUGCCAGAUGAAGUGGAUGAAUCAACUUUUCCACAAAACGUAAAUGAACCAACCAUGCCAGAUGAAGUGGGUGAAUCAACUUUUCCACAAAACGGAAAUGAACCAACCAUGCCAGCUCAAGUUGAUAAACGACCAUGUGUUCCUCAAAAAGAACAAUGUGUGUCUGGUAUAAUCACACAGGACUCAUGUGGUGCUUCAAUCAAUCAAGGAGUCACUACGUUCAAUACUGUGGAAUUAGAUGCAUCAGAUUAUCUGAGAGGAUGUUUUUUCCAUCCUAAGAAACAGAAAGCAAAGAAAUCUUUGAGCAUCAAAAAUAUUAAAAAGGAAAUAUUACAUCAGAUUGCUGCUCAAUUCAAAAAAGAGUUUCUACAUAAGAGCAAAACAACUUUUCUCCAAGAAUCAUAUCAGCCAAUUGUUUUAGAUAAAGUGGUUGAACCAACUUUUCCACAAAAUGUAAAUGAACCAAUCGUGCCAGAUGAAGUAGAUAAAUCAACUUUUCCACAAAACGUAAAUGAACCAACCGUGCUAGAUGAAGUGAGUGAACCUACUUUUCCACAAAACGGAAAUGAACCAACCAUACCAGCUCAAGCUGAUGAACAACCUGUGUCACAAGAAACAGGUCCUAGUGACAUACCUGAGAAGGACCAAGAACCACACACAGAUGUGCAUUGUGUUGACAAAAAGCAAGAUGGGCAAUGGCUACCAUGGCUCAACCUCACACAUGAGCACAAGGACAUUAUAAUCAAUGAUAAGUGGUUAGAUGACACAAUAAUUGAUGCUGCCCAGACUCUUCUUAAAAUGCAGUUCGAUACAGAUGGAUUGCAGAGUUGUGUCCUAGCACAAAUUGGCAUGACGCCUGUGACCAGGGAGGCUGUUCAAAUUCAUUAUGAUGCGAACCGUCACCACUGGUUCACAACAGCCUUCAAGAAAGGGAUUGUUGAGGUUGUGGACAGUUUAAGAACAUCACACCUGUCUUCUUCAGCCAGAAGAGAGAUUGGCCAAUUCUAUGGUAAUGUCAUGAAGAACCCACUUAAACGAGUUCACAUGCGGAAAGUGGACCAGCAACCAAACUAUGACGAUUGUGGUGUUUUCGCAAUUGCAAAUGCUUUUGAGUUGCUCAGUGGAAGAAAUGCAACAUGCAAAUAUCUUCAUCAUCAAAUGAGAAAACAUCUCAUCUCUUGCUUGGAGAACGGAAAAAUCACAGAAUUCCCAAAGAAAUUUUAA